UAUUUAAUAUAUAUUUAUUAUUUCAUAAUAUGUAAAAAUAUUUAAUACAUAAAAUAAUUUAUAUAUAUAAUGUUGAUCCCGCGCAAAGCGCGGAUCUUAACCUAGUGUUUAUAUAAUUCUAAAUAUGAUUACUUACAAAUUUUGUUUUUAUUGCAAAGAUAUUCUGGGACAAUGAAAAGUGGAAGGAUUUUCUAUUCAUUGGAAGGAUUUAGAAUGGUGAAGCCUACAAGUAAAAGUUACUUGUAACUAUUUUUAAUAUUAUUCUAGAAUAUGAUUUCAAAAGAACAAUAAGUAAAAUCCAUGACUUUAUUUUUAUAGCUACAGUGGAACGAAGUUGCAAUAAUUCCAAGACCUAAAUAGCAUCAUUACCGGUUUGUUCUUAAACUGAGUUUCUAAAGAUUAUUAUAAUAGUUUAUUCAAAUUAUUUAGUUGUAUAAUCUAACUAAUACUAAAAAGGGAUAUAUAAGGAGUAGCCAGACUGUCCACAUAGGACAAUAAAAUUAGCCAAUUAGAGGAGUAUAUUUUGCCGUGUCACAUAGCCAUGUCACUUGGUUAUCUUGGGCUUACGAUUCUGGUUAUCAUAGGCUUGCGAUUCCAUCUUCUGCGGUUUUUCAUAACCAAUCGUGUUGAUAUAAUGGGCCUGAAGCCCCGUUACACCAUCAAAAGUAAAUCAGACAACAAUUCUUCAUCGCUUUCUCUUCCUCUUGUUCCAUCAGUUUCACGAUCUCACCUCUAAACAAUCAAUACAUCCUCCACUUCCUCAUCCCUUUACUCUCAUUUAUGGAUUCGUUUUGGUUUUCCCCUACAGAUUUUUUUUAUGAAGCUCUUAAUCAGAGUCUUAUUUCGAUUAAGUUUCCUAAAAAAUUUCCACUAAUACAACACGCAAUGAGUUCCAACGGGAAAUCCGCAUUAUCUGGUGAUUCCUCCUCGGAGAAACCAAAAGGCGUUCAGGCUGAGUCCUAUUCCAUCGACACACCCUGUGUCUCUUCCAGCCACUCAAUCGGCGACCCCUACUCGAAGCAAGCCAAAGUAGUAGUGUCGGUCUCCUCCGGUCUGACCAAACUCUGCGUACCUGAUUCGAAGAAACCAUUAUUGUUUCUUUAUGAAAUUAUGUGAUUAAUAUAGAGUCCGUUUGACUUUCAUUAAAAAAAAAACACAAAUCUGAAGCUUUGAGGUUUAUGACACUAAAUUACUUGAAGUGUGCUGUGUAUUGUGAGACACGUUAUUGAGAUGUGGAUUAUGUUUUUUGUACUUUAAUCCGAUCUUAAAUGAAAGACUCCAAGAACAGUUGUGUUGGGAAUAGGAAGACUUUAGUGAAACUUGUAGGUGAGAGCAGCAAUGAUCUAGCUAACUAACUUUCUUCAGCUCUCAUUGAUGAUUAGAACAUAAUAACAUAUAUCGAGUCACUGUUCACUUGGUUGUUUUAUUGUCUAUAGUCACUAAGACAGCUCUUCAUUUGUUGACUUUUUUUUACUAACAAAUGUCUAUUUGCUUGUAGCCGUGAGAUGUUUGAUAAAUGGGAAGCUCAAAAAUGGUGGGGUGAGAAUUUCGAGAAGGUCAUGGAGUUCUACAAUGUGCAGCAACUUAAUCAGCAGAGUGUCCCUGUUCCAACCGCUCCUCCUAGAUCCAAAUAUGAGAGCUGCAGCAAGAACAGUCCUGCAACUCCACCUCUAAACAAAGAAUGUCCUGGAGGAAAAUGCUUACUCACGGCUAACCAAGCAAGAACACAAGCACAAAGUCGGUACCACCGUGAUUCGUCUGGUCUUGCAACAACGCCCAAGCUUUCUAGCAUAAGUGGGACCCGAACCGAGACAUCAUCGGUUGAUAUGUCUGCAAGAAGUAGUGGCUCAUCAAGGGAAGAAGAAGAAGAAGAAGAAGAAGAUGGAGAUUAUUCAAUGGAGGUCUCGGUAAGUAAUGCAAGUGACAUGGAAACAGAAUGGGUGGAACAAGACGAAGAUGGUGUUUAUAUCACAAUCAGAGCUUUACCAGCUUCAUAAGCCUUUUAGGUAACCUAAUUGGCUUGACUAAAGAGCAGAUAGAUGAUCCAAGUCUAUAUCACAUCACUGUUCAGAAGAAGAGUGAGACUUCAGAGGAAAAUCAGAAGAAGAAGAAAAGCAAGAUCAGGGAGGGAAAUCAGAAGAAUAAGAGUGAGACUAUAUAGGGAAAUCAGAAGAAGAAGAAGAAGAAGAGCAAGACCAGGGAAGGAAAUUAGAAGAAGAAGAGCAAGACCAGGAACAGAAAUCAGAAGAUGAAGGGAGUAGAAAUCUCUUUCUGAGGAGAAGACAUGCUCUUCAUGAUAUUAAUAACUUGUGUGCAAUGCAACCCUUCUUUUCUUUUGUCUAGAUAUUAAAUGUGGUAUGCUGUUUUUGUGUGGAUGUUUAGCAGCAACUCAAGACAGAUCAAAAUCUACAUUCCAGCAAUUUGUUCACAGCUAUUCCUAUAGUGGAUCAAAAUCCAAUCUUAUAUACGCAUCGAAUAUUCUUGAGGUUUUUCAA
Messenger RNA from Brassica napus (rape), 2495 nucleotides. Its product is annotated as protein Brevis radix-like 2. Bases 1506 to 1997 code for a protein of 163 amino acids. NCBI's taxonomy places the organism in Eukaryota, Viridiplantae, Streptophyta, Magnoliopsida, Brassicales, Brassicaceae. The transcript has 3 exons. The record is from RefSeq and is a predicted model, not a curated record.